Anastrepha obliqua is the source of this 930-nucleotide messenger RNA. RefSeq lists its product as uncharacterized. The transcript has 2 exons. The record is from RefSeq and is a predicted model, not a curated record. NCBI's taxonomy places the organism in Eukaryota, Metazoa, Arthropoda, Insecta, Diptera, Tephritidae. The coding region runs from base 84 to 842 and encodes 252 amino acids.
ACAUCAGUUUAGCUCAGUUUAGUCCACAAAGUCAAACAGUUCAUUUGCAAAUUUCAUUUGUAUAGAAGCAAAAGCACAACGAAAUGAAACGAUUUCUGCUCCUCACAUUAGCCGUCACGUUGCUGAUAAAGGAUACGCUUAGCUUGCCCACUAUUACCGAAUCUACACCCACUGACGAAGUCAAUGAAAUCGAGCAUGGCGCAGUUGCAUCUAUAAGUCCCGCAUCACCUACGGAAUCAGAAAGUUUGAGCGCCAGCGAACGUUUUAUAGUUUCGGCAUUCAAAAGAUACGCCAACCUACUCUUUUCCCAACUCAGGAGCACCCACCAAAUUGCCAAAGAUGUACUCGCCGACCCCACAAUUGCAGAGUUAGGCGACGAGCAGAUGCAUGGAAAAUUCGAGAGGCUACGCAAAUAUGUGACACAAUCAGAUUUAGAAGAAUUAAGAAAAGUACCGCCUGCAGAAAUACCAAACACAUAUUAUAUAGCUAUCGGAACCAUGUUUGUGCUUGGAAACUUUGACAGUGUCGCACGUGAGUUAAAUUCUACAAGCGAACAGGAUAGGACACCCGCUGAGAAAUUGCUUUGGGCAGCACUGCAGCGUCAUGGCUAUCAAGAGCACGUGGUGGAGUUGGAAAAACGUGGCAUAGAACUUUUCGAAAGUUAUGUGGAUGAUCUGGAAAAGUAUGUGAAAUCUCUUUCUCCCGCUGACCGGGAAAAGGAUGAGCUCUUAGUGCCUGGCUACGAUAUGUACACAAAACAUCCUGAGCGCUUUUCCAAAAAAGAAUUUGGCACUAAAAUUUUCGAUGUGGUCUUUCAUGAAGCGGAGAAAGUAUAUAAAUAGUUAACAAAAUUUAUUAAAAUUGCUUUUAAAAAAUACUUUAUAUAUAAAAAUACUUCAUAUAUAAAAAAUGUAUACUUAUACGCCUAAA